Molecule: messenger RNA, 285 nt
Organism: Miscanthus lutarioriparius
Lineage: Eukaryota; Viridiplantae; Streptophyta; Magnoliopsida; Poales; Poaceae
Source: the annotation of a GenBank genome assembly
AUGGUUGCGGUAGACACAUUAGUGGUUAAGACUUCAUCAAAUUCGAUUGGUCCAAAUUACUUUGAGAUCGAUCUCGAUGUCCAUCGGUUCAGCUUCAUAUCGCGGAAAGGGCUCGAGACCUUCUGGGAGCGGCUCAAGCAUGGCGUUCUUGAUCUUGGUCUGACUAUUCAGGCACAAAAGGCUGAGGAGUUGCCAGAGCAUGUCUUGUGCUGCAUGAGGCUGAACAAGAUCGACUUCGCCAACAACGGGCAGAUACCGACGCUGAUAACUGCAGCUGAUGAGUAA